AAGUUACGCCCAAAGCCAAAUUUGAAUCGCCAAAAGACCAUCGCAUCCCGCCCGCACCCUGCAUUCGCUCGCCCUUCCUGUCCGGCGCAGUUUUCCCUUCACCCUCCUUUUCUUUUCUUCCCCCAAACACCACCGCGCUCGGCCAUCUCUUCGCGAUCCGGAAGGGACAACUCCAUCUCGAUUUUCCCCCCAACCAGCUUCGACCCCCCCGUAUUGAGCACAACCCCCAACCCUCGGGCCUUGAGCCCCGCCACCACCGUACAUCAUGCGAAUACCCAAUCUCUUCUCCCUCGCCGCUCUCCCCCUCCUCAGCUCAGCCUGGGGUCUCGGCGGCGGCGAAUGGCCCGACGACACCAACCCCAGCGUCUUCAACGGCAAGACCGUGCCUCCCCCGACCGUCCUCAACUCCACCACCUUCGACGACGCCCUCCGGAGCGGAAAUUGGCUGGUCGAAUUCUUCAGCCCGUAUUGCGGCCACUGCCAAAGCUUUGCGCCGACGUGGAAAACACUCUAUGAAUUCUAUUACACCCAGGAGCCCGUGCCGCAGACGGCGGGCGCUGCAAUCAGCGAUGAGAACGACAUGAACUCUUUCACGCGCUUCUACGACUUCCGCUUCGCCAAGGUGGACUGCGUGGCCAGCGGGGAUUUGUGCAGUACCAAGUCCGUCAACGCCUACCCGACCAUUCGCUUCUACAAAGACGGCGAGGUUACAAAAGAGAUGACGGGGCAGAAGGAUCUGAAGUUCAUGUCAAAUGCGGUCGAGACGGUGUUGGAGAGCAUUCGCCCGGGUUCACGACCGCAGGGCGGUCCGAUUCUGCCCAAAGUCGGCGCCGCGGCUGCGGAUCCCGUUGGUGCGAAUGCACCCACCGCUGCUACGACGACAACGUAUGGCGCUGCAAUGACAAAGGAUGGCUUGACGGUUGCCACCAGGAUCCCCGCUGGGUUGAACCUUACCCCGAAUCCCGAGGGCAAGAGCAUUCCAUUAACGGCCGAGAACUUCCAGAGCCUCGUCACCAUGACUCCUGACCCCUGGUUCAUCAAAUUCUACGCUCCCUGGUGUCCACACUGCAAGGCCAUGGCGCCCAACUGGCAAGGCAUGGCACGACAGAUGAAAGGGCGCUUGAACGUGGGCGAGGUGAACUGCGACGUGGAGAAGAGACUGUGCAAAGACGUCAAAGUCCGAGGCUACCCGACCAUCCUCUUCUUCCGCGCGGGCGAGAGGAUCCAGUACGACGGCCUCCGCGGACUGGGCGAUCUCAUCAACUACGCCGACGAAGCAGUGUCUGUCUGCGAUGGGGUACAAAACGUCACCGCCGCGCAGUUCGAGGAGAUGGAGAAGACGGAAGAGGUCAUCUUCAUCUACUUCUUCGACCACGCCACCACCGCCGAGGACUUUGCCGCUCUGGAGCGACUCCCCAUGAACCUUAUCGGCCACGCGAAACUGGUCAAGACUAACGAUCCAGCCAUGGCCACGCGCUUCAAAAUCUCGACCUGGCCUCGUCUGGUAGUCUCCCGCGAAGGGAAGCAAACAACAUACAGCCCCCUCAUGCCGCGCGAUAUGCGCGACACCCGCCGCGUCCUCGACUGGAUGCGCACCGUCUGGCUGCCCAUUGUGCCCGAGCUCACCGCCAGCAACGCCCGCGAAAUCAUGGACGGCAAGCUCGUCGUGCUCGGCAUCCUCAACCGCGACCGCGCAGAGGAAUUCUACAGCGCGAAGCGCGAAAUCAAAAACGCCGCCUUCGAAUGGAUCGACAAGCAAGAAAACGCCUUCCGCGUCGAACUGCAAGACCUGCGCGACGCCAAGCAAUCGCGCAUCAAAGAGGCCGAAGACCGCAACAACGAGCGCGCGCUGCGCAACGCAAAGGCCAUCCGCAUCAACCCGGACGACAUCCAGCGGCCGCACGUCGGCUUCGCGUGGGUCGACGGCGUCUUCUGGGAGCGCUGGAUCAAGACGACGUUCGGCAUCUCCGUCGCGCAGGGCGAGAAGAUUGUCGUCAACGACGAGGACAACAAGCGCUACUGGGACGUCACCAUGACGGGGAACCCGAUCCUGCCCUCGCGCUCCAGCAUCCUCGAGACGCUGCGCCGGAUCGUCAGCAGCCCGCCGAAAAUCUCGCCCAAGCGCACCAUGUCUGUUUUCGGGCAUGCGUGGUGGGUGAUCAAGGGGCAGAUUCUCGAGCACCCGUUCCUCAGCGCGGGGCUGGGGUUGCUUUCGCUCGCGGCUUUCGUGUGGUGGAGUCGGCGCGUGGUGAGUUUGCGGGCUGUUGAGCGGGGGUAUGGGUAUUUCCGGGUUGGAGAGAAGGGGGCUGGUGGAGGGCCGAUGGAUGGGUUGCUUGGGGUGGGGAGUGGUGGUGGGCAGCAGGCGGGGAAGAAGGAUUAGUGUGGGUUUCCGCGGGCAUUUUGCGAGGCGUUUCUUCUUGCUUCCUCUUUCUUGUUAACAUGGCGUACGACUCUCUGGGCUGUCUGGUGUGUGUGAGUGGGACCUAUAAUUGCUCAAACAUCCGAGAAUGUAUGCGCAUAGUACUACUA
Neohortaea acidophila is the source of this 2529-nucleotide messenger RNA. Its product is annotated as protein disulfide isomerase. Gene Ontology annotation, cellular component: endoplasmic reticulum. Gene Ontology annotation, molecular function: protein disulfide isomerase activity. The record is from RefSeq and is a predicted model, not a curated record. The coding region runs from base 266 to 2380 and encodes 704 amino acids. The transcript has a single exon. Lineage: Eukaryota; Fungi; Ascomycota; Dothideomycetes; Mycosphaerellales; Teratosphaeriaceae.